This is a messenger RNA of Pipistrellus nathusii (Nathusius's pipistrelle), 546 nucleotides long. NCBI's taxonomy places the organism in Eukaryota, Metazoa, Chordata, Mammalia, Chiroptera, Vespertilionidae. The record is from the annotation of a GenBank genome assembly.
AUGUCCGGGCUGCACAUGUGGGCCCUAAGGUUUCUGUGCCUGUGGCAGCUGGUAUGGCUGCAGGUCCAGGCAGCUCCGAUUCCGGAGUUGUCCCUGGACUCUGUCCUGCUGACCUCCAUCCCCAUGGGGCCAAGUCCGCAGCCUGUUCAGGCUCAACAACCAACCCUUCCAUCGUUGGACCGAGGACUCACCAUCACCCCUGAACCGACUAUGGUAACUGAUGCUGUAACCCAGCAGCAGACUAUUGCUCAUCCAAAACACCCUAAAAUGUCACUUCCAUAUUCAGAGUCUGUUCAUUCUCUGAAGCCAACCUUGUCUCAGUUCACAGCUCUGUCUUUCAACAUCAAAGUUGCCAUAGCUCAGCAGCAUGAAUCAGAUGCGAUUGACCCAGCAAUGACUGAAAGGAGUUCCACUGUGAACAUCUGUAAGUUCUGCAGCUGCAGUAGUGGGACACUGUCCUGUCUUGGUUUUGGCAAAAAACAGAAGCUGAGCAAAGUACCUGUACCAGAGACCAGCACCUACAAUGGCACCUUCACCAUCUUGUAA